This is a messenger RNA of Nymphaea colorata (pocket water lily), 1940 nucleotides long. RefSeq lists its product as uncharacterized. The transcript has a single exon. Bases 324 to 1685 code for a protein of 453 amino acids. Gene Ontology annotation, cellular component: SCF ubiquitin ligase complex. Gene Ontology annotation, biological process: SCF-dependent proteasomal ubiquitin-dependent protein catabolic process. NCBI's taxonomy places the organism in Eukaryota, Viridiplantae, Streptophyta, Magnoliopsida, Nymphaeales, Nymphaeaceae. The record is from RefSeq and is a predicted model, not a curated record. Gene Ontology annotation, molecular function: protein binding.
GCUGAGACAGAGGAAGGUACGUCUCUCUCUGUCAAAUACAGCUAAACUUUAACGAAACGAACCUGUUCAGAACACGGGAAAGGUAGAGAGAGAAUGAGAGGACCAGAGGAAGCCAGAGAUGGAGAAAGCCAAUAAAGAAGGAACCUCUAUGUUUUUCUCUUUAAGAGAGAAGGGAAUCCCCCAUUGUUGGAGUGCUAAAGUGUGAAAGGUGUAGGCAGAUAAGACACAGAGGCUGACAGCCUCUCUUGGCUGCACCGCCACCAGUGUUGCCGCCGCCUCCUUCCACCACCGCCAUCAAUCUAGACAGAGAGAGAAGGAGAGGGAUGGACAGCCUUCUGUGCGAUGAGCUGCUUGAGGAAAUUCUGCAGCGGCUGCACUCUGCCUCCGACGCGAAUUCCGCCUCGCUCGUCUCCAAGCGGUGGCUCUCCCUCCUCCGGUCCUCCAGAACUGCCCUCUCCCUCCGCCUUCCCACAGGCUGCAGCGGCGGCAGCCGUCUCUGCCUUUCCUCUUUCCUGUCUCACUACCCCAACCUCUCCGCCCUCACCCUUGUCUCCGACUCCCCCAACGCCGACCCCUGUCUCUCCGACCUCGCCCUUCUCUCUCUCUCCUCCGCCUGCAGGAACCUCACCCAACUGCGAUUCCUCGUCGGCCCUGUCACGUCCUCCUCGCUCCAGCACCUUUCCUCCUCUUGCAAGGCUCUCUCCUCCCUCAAGAUCAUCGCUUCCCGCUCCCUCGGGUUCGACUGGUUAGCUGGAUUCCGGUCUCUAAGGAACCUUUCUGUGACCUUCCUUGACUGUCUGGAAGAUGGGCCGCCCCCGAGUUCGAUGAUCAAUCUCCCCGGCGGUCUCGAGCUUCAAUUGGAGACCCUCUGCUUCACCGGUAUCGGUAAUGGGGACGUGGGCAUCGAUUGGCUGUGGAGGAAUUGCAGAAGCAUCAGCAAAUUGCGGCUUUCUAGCUGCGAAGGGAUCGGAAACUCCAUUUCCGAUCCUUUCUUCCUCAACCUGCUGUCUGGAAUUCGGGAAAUUGAACUGGUUACCUGUCGGAGCAUCACCGCCAGCCUUCUCCUCCGGGUCGCCGAGCACUGCAGGUCUUUGGUUUCUCUGGUUGUGUAUGAUGGGGGCAAUAGGGACGCCCUGAUUGAGGUCAUUAGGAAUUGUGGAUCGUUGAGAAAAAUCGAUUUGAGGCUUCCCCUCGACCUCGACGACGACGGCCUAAUGGCUAUAGCCCAGAACUGCAGGGAAUUGCAGAGCCUCUGUCUCCAAAGCUGCGUCAUGAUCAGCGGGGAGAGCCUGAGGUCAUUGGGACGGGUCCUAUGUUCGAGCCUGGAGGAAUUGGCUUUGGUGAACUGUGAUGCUGCGGAAAGAGAACCGGGCUUGUUGACAUCGCUGGGCCAGAAUUUGAGGAGUUUGAAGAGGCUGGAUCUUUCAUACAACGAGCUCUUGCUUGAUAAGGAAAUGGUUUCCAUGCUUGCUUCUAGCAGAAACCUCGUUGAGAUUAGUUUGAGGGGUUGCAGGGGCUUGACAGACAUGACCAUUAGUGCCAUCAUAAAAAAUUGCCCUCUUUUGAGGAUUAUCGAUAUCCGUCAGUGUCACAAGAUCACCAGCCAAGGCGUUGGAUUGCUGCUUGAAGCCCCAAAUUUGAUUCAGAUUCUAGUGGAGCAGAGCAAGAUCCCUGGGCAACUGUAAGUUGCUGCGCGUCAUAUUUAUACUGUUCUUCUCGACAGGGUUGCUCUCUUCGUCUCCUUUAAAUUGUUUAGUUCUGGUGCAUUCGUUUCAUUAUGUAUACUGUAUACAAGGUGUAUAUAGACAACUUCCUGCAAUGAAGAGACAACAAUCCAGGAAAUUGGCAUAGGAAGGUGACUCCAUGGAAUUGCCACAGAGCUUCUUGAUCACGACAAUGGCGAAUUACAAAUUAUCCCUGUUUAUCCUCUUUUCACUUCA